AUGAAAAAAGUAAUUUAUUUUAUAUUUUUAUUUUUAUUUUUGAAAUCAGUGGUUCAAUCAAUAAGAGCACCUAAUCCUGAAAGUAUUAAUUUAACACCUACAAAUAUUACUUUUAGAUUUAAAGAAUCUGAAAGUUAUUAUGCAAGUUGGACAAUGAAAUAUAAUUCUACAACAUUAGUAGAUGCUCAAGUUUCAUUUGACUGCGGUACACCAUCAGGUGGUUUUAGAAAUUGUUUAUUAAUUACUAAUAGACGAAUGUCAAGAUUAUUUGGGACAACUUCAUCAACAUUUUGUGCAGUUGAUAGUAGUGGACAAGUUUGUUUUAUUUCGAUGACAAAUGCUAAAAUUCCAUCACCAAUUAAUGUAAAAUUUACUAGUAAACCAUCAACAAAGGGCGGUAAUGUAAUUGUCACUGGAAAUUAUUUAAGAUUAUUAUCUCAACAACUUAAUAUUAUUCAAUCAUCAACAAAUGUAACUAUUAAAGUAAUUGGAAAUUUUGAAGAUCCAACAUUUGAUUGUAAUAAUCUAACAUUAUCAUUCCCACCAGGAUCUGGCAAAAUGGAUUUAAUGUUUGACUUGGUUAAAAAAUUUGAAUUUUCAUAUGAAUCUCCAAUUAUAAAUUCAAUAAAUUAUGAUCCAAAUAAUUCAAAGAUUUCGAUUUAUGGUGAUAAUUUUUAUACUGAAAAACAACUUAUAAAUAUUCUAUUCAAUGGUAUAUCACAAAAUACAUUUUCAAUUAUACAAAAUGAUACAUUAAUUCAAGUUGAUAAAUUUAUUCAAGAUACUGGUGGUCCAAUGAAAAUUCAAAUCUCAGUAAAUAAUAUUUCAAUGGAUACUAAUUAUUCUUAUUGUUUCCCACCUAUUCCAUCAUCAAUAAAUUCAAUAUCAAACCAUAUUUUUGGUAUAGUUACAAUUAAAGGAUCAUAUUUUAAUAAUGAUAGUGAAAUUGUAAAAGUUAAAAUUGGAGAUAACGAUUGUAAAGUAUUAAACUCAACAUUAAAUGAAAUUCAAUGUCAAUUAAGUCCCGAUCAAAUUGGUGGUUCAAAUUUAAAUGUAAAAAUUAAUAUUGGAGGAUGUAUUGAUAAUUCAAAUUUAACAUUUACCUAUGGAAAACCAACUUUAUAUUCCCAUACACCAAUUAAAUCAAAUGAUACUACUGUAACAUUAGUUGGUAUAAACUUUGGUUUAUUAAAUGAAACAAUUAUAAAAAUUCAAGGUUUAAAUGAUAACAUUUUACCAAUUUCAAUUAAUAAUGAUGAAACCCAAUUAAUAUUUAAUUUACAAAAAUCAAAAUGUAAACCAAUUGUUACAAUUAUUCAUAAUAAUUUUUCAUCAAAUUCAAUUACCAUUAAAACACCAUUAACAAUUACAUCAUUAAAUUCACCAUUUGUUUCAAACACUUCAUCAUUAACUUUAAAUUUAAUUAAUUAUGAUUGUACAAAUACUGCUAAAGUUUCAUCAAUUAUUGAUAACUCUUUUAAAAAUGAAAUCACAUGUUCAAAACCAUCUAUUCAACAAAAUUCAGAAUAUUAUUCAACAAUUUGUCAAAUUCCUCCAGGUACCGGUAAACAUUCAAUACAAAUUAAAUAUCAAACUGAAAAUUCAACAACCCAAUUCUCAUAUAUGCAACCAUCAAUUACAUCUUUUGAAAUUUAUAAUAUGACAGUAGUAACGAUUUAUGGAUAUAAUUUUGGUACAGAAAUUUCAUUAUUAAAAGUAAAUUUCUCUGGUAGAAAUCCAGAGAUUCAAACUAUCAAUGAUAAUAAAUUUACUUUUACUUUAAUAGAAUCUGAUUAUAAUUCUCUAUUAAACAUUACUGUUGAUGGUAUACAAUCACAAUCAUCAAUACAAAUAAUAAAACCAACUCCCACACCAACUCCUUCCCUCAUAACACCAUCGCCAACUCCAGUUGAGAAAAAUGAAAGUUCAGCAUUCUCACUUGGUUUAAACAACAAUUUAAUUUUAUUCAUUUCAAUAUUACAUUUAAUUUAUAUAAAUUAUUUAAAUAAAAAAUAA
Messenger RNA from Dictyostelium discoideum AX4, 2016 nucleotides. It is a transcript of the gene tgrQ1, whose product is annotated as IPT/TIG domain-containing protein. The transcript has 2 exons. The record is from RefSeq and is a predicted model, not a curated record. Bases 1 to 2016 code for a protein of 671 amino acids. Gene Ontology annotation, cellular component: membrane. NCBI's taxonomy places the organism in Eukaryota, Evosea, Eumycetozoa, Dictyosteliales, Dictyosteliaceae.